AUGGACUCGGAGACAGAAAUUCAGAAUUUUAUAAACUGUACUCAGCAGGUCCUAGGACGAGAUCUGUCUUGGGAUACGCUCAACGUCUCUCAGAUACUGGAUUUAUUGCCUCAUCAAAUCCUAGAAGAUGUUAACUUAAAAAUCACGCUUGGAAACUGCAUGGGGAUGGGGAAGAGACCGUACAGUCCUCCUUGGUGGGGUCAGCUAGCUUGGUUCAUGGUUUUCGCCAUUAUGCUUCUACUGGCUGUGAUUGGAAACACGUUAGUAAUAUGGAUUGUUCUAGCUCACCGACGGAUGCGGACAGUGACAAACUGCUUCCUAGUGAACCUGGCUGUGGCUGACCUACUUAUGGCGACCUUGAAUGGGGCACCGAACUUUGUGUUUUUGGUCACAGCGCAUUGGCCAUUCGGUUCUGUUACCUGUACUGCAAGCAACUUUACUGCAAAUCUGACUGUUUCUGCUGGAGUAUUUACGCUCGUUGCUAUUACUGUUGAUAGGUACGUGGCAAUAGUAAAGCCUCUGCAGCACAGGCUGAGUCGCAGCGUAGCACGUGCAGCUUUGUUUACAGUGUGGUUCGCUAGUGCACUUCUCGCUUUGCCCAGUCUACUUUAUUCUGAUACGUACACAAAAAAGUACAUAAACGGGGAGAGAGAGAUAUGUUUCAUAAAAUGGCCGGAUGGCAGCUACCCCACUUCGAGAACGGAUUACUGCUAUAACCUGGUAUUUUUGGCGGUUACAUAUGUACUACCCAUGUCUGUGAUGGUGUGGGCUUACGCACAAAUGAGUGCUGCACUACGGGGAAGGACAAUAGGAGAAUGCACUCAUCAUCAAAUGCAAGUUGUAAGAGCUAAACGAAAGGUUGUAAGAAUGUUCGUCCUGGUUGUUAUGGUGUUUGCGCUUUGCUGGUUGCCCUACCACGCGUACUUUGUUCUGUCGUAUCAUCAUCAGUCACUCGCAUCGUCUCCCUUCGCACAGCACAUCUAUCUCGGCUUCUACUGGCUGGCCAUGGCUAAUUCCAUGUUCAACCCAUUGAUUUACUAUUGGAUGAGCAACAAAUUUCGGAUAUACUUCAAAGUAGUGCUGUGCUGGUGUCGGUCAGUGAAGACUGCGACGCCAAACAACUUGAAAAAGCAGUUUGAAAUGAACAAAUCGUUUUCGGUAAGCCAGAGGCAUCGCGACGUAUCGUCCUUCAGCCGCGCA
This is a messenger RNA of Brenthis ino (lesser marbled fritillary), 1200 nucleotides long. Lineage: Eukaryota; Metazoa; Arthropoda; Insecta; Lepidoptera; Nymphalidae. The record is from the annotation of a GenBank genome assembly.